Messenger RNA from Podarcis lilfordi (Lilford's wall lizard), 22733 nucleotides. The record is from the annotation of a GenBank genome assembly. NCBI's taxonomy places the organism in Eukaryota, Metazoa, Chordata, Lepidosauria, Squamata, Lacertidae.
GCCGCCGCUGCUGCUCCUCCUCUCCGGCCGCGAGAUGCUGCGCAGGCGGCGCGUCUUCUCGGUGGCGCCCCUGGGGCGCGGAGGUGGGUUUCUGCGCGGCCCCCCAGCCUGGCUUGCGGAUUCCCGGGCGACCCGUCCUGCGGCCCCUUCGGGUCUCCGGAGUUACGUUCAAGAAAGCCUCUAGUCUCGCUUUCGAGGGCUGUUUUGCACGACGCUGCUCGUGAAGCAGUCUUAGGAACCCUUACUCCAAAGUAAGCCUCACCGAGCUCCGUGGGGUUUACCGCUGGUUAGUGUGCGUAGGAUUCCAGCGCAAGUGGACGUGCAAAUGGCUGUUGAAUUGCAUGCUGACCUCAGUGCAUUUCUUCUGAGACUUAUUGAGCAUAAAGGUGGACACGCACAGGUUGUAUUUGCGCUUUUCUCUGAUGAACGUGCCAGGGCUUUUAAGAGUAAUGUUGCCUGUCCUGCAGUUUUGAUAAACAGAAAAGCAGUACGUCUGUUUAAAUUUUAAAUUGCUUGCAUAUAUUUCCUGCCAAAAUUCGUUUUGCUUUUAUAUUGCAGGAUGCAUCGAUGCCCAAAACAGAAAGGCAUAUUAAGGUAUUGGGGGUGGCACUUAAAUUGGGUGCGUUCUUCUUUCUGUGUCACAUUUGUGAUAGUCACAAGUUUGCAUAACUGCAAGACAGGCUCAAAGAUGUAUUUUAUGCCCUUGGUAAAGAAAGUUGUGUGUGCACACAAAUGUAGGAGACCUUGAAAGAAGUUGGCCUGGGCAUCUGGUCCCUUGACUUUCUUUUAUUUAGGAUGCGAUUAUCUUGUUUUUAAACACAAUGGCCUUGCAAAAUGUGUGUGUUAUUUUCUGGGAGGAAAAGUUAGGACAACAUACAAGCUGGGGACCAGACUGAGAAGACGAGCUUCAUUCCAGUGCCUGAAUGCUUCCCUCCAGGCCAUGGGAAAAACUUUCUGUUGUUUGUUUAGCUUUUGUGGUUUAAUUGGUAGAGUUUCUGUAGGACUCUGGCCUGGGGAGAUUUGGGUUCAAAUUUCCACUCAGCCCUAAAGCUAAGGGGGACUGGGUCAAAGUUUCUGUUUUUUCAGCCUAACCUCUUUUGCAUGUUUAUUAGAAUAAAACAGGAUAACCUCAAAGAACAUCACCCUAAGUUGCUUCGAGGACAGAUGGGGUAUGAAUGUGAUUAAUAUAAUUUUAAAUAAAUAAAAAUUGGUAUUGGAGUAAUUGGUAUUGGAGUACUGUAUUAGAGAUUGGAGUGAUGCAAUAGAGAUCCCUUUUCUUCACUGCUUCCGUGUAGGCUCCUAGACUUGAAUAUGCCCACACUGUAAAGCUUAAGAAAAGUUGAGGUCCAAUGCCCAUGCAUACAAGAGGUUGCAUAGAUGUGCUGGAUGAUUUAGACUCCAAUCCUGUGUUCACUUUCUUCAGAGUAAUCACCACUGAAUAUAGUCGAACUUCUGAGUGUACAUAAGGUUGCUCAUUUAUUUGUUUACUGAGAAGUAAGUCUGAAUGUGUACUAAAUGUGGCAGAUUUACUUUCUUGUCCAGUUUGCAGAACUACAUUUCAGACCUGGUUUCUCUGUGCUCAACCAUGAGCAGAGCUGAACCAUUAGCUUUGCUCACUUUGCCAUAAAUGACAGAUUCAUAUUCAGAAAUUCAGCUGGUUGAGCAACAGUGAGAUUUGUGGAGCAUUUGAACUGUUGCUCUGUGAAAAGGACUUGGGUGUUUGCAGGUAUGUGUCCCAGUUUAUUAUGGAAGUGUGGAAUAUUGUGUCUUGCACAACAUUUGGAAACUUGACUUUGAUAUAAGUUUCUAGUCCUCACGGCUGUAGAGAAAAGCUUGUGGUCAGCCAUUGGCAAAAGCUCAGAUCAGAGACUUUCGUGAUCCAUGGCCAUUGUUGUGAACGAUAGUCUCAAGGUGAUGUACAAUAAAAACAACAAAACACAAAGACAGAAGAUAUACGUAGUCAAAACUAAACAAAACAAAAGCUGUACAGAAUAGAUUGAUGGCGAAGAUUCAUUCAUUCUGCUGGGAUGGGAAAGCUCAUUAGAACAAAAUGUCUUCAGUUGAAAAGGCAGAUAGUGUGGGCCUUCUAUUUCUUUAUCUGCUCCCAUUAUUGGCUACCCAACUUAAGUGUCCCAGUUCUUUGCAGUCUGCAGAUAAGAAUUAUACAUUACAAGGAAUGGAAAAAUAGUACAUUAGACCUAGCAAUGUUUCUGUGAGACAGAACCCAUCUGCUGUAAAGCUGGACUAGGCCCUGGGCCUGCUAUCUAUGCAUAUUCUCAUCAUGAACAAUUACCGGUAUUUCCACCUAGUAGUUUAAGGUGGAAUACACGGCUCUUCAAUUUCAUUCUCACUACAACACAGUGAGGUAUGGUGAGUAGCCUUUUGCCAGCCAGUGCCUUCACGUCUGAGGUGGCAUUUGAUCCUAGGUUUCCUCAGUCCCAGUCUAACCACUAUGCCACACUGACUCGUGUGAACUGGCCCAUAAUUUUGUCCCAACAGGGAUGGAGAACUUGUGACUCUUCAGAUGUAAAAAAGGUAAAGGGACCCCUGACCAUUAGGUCCAGUCGUGACUGACUCUGGGGUUACUGCACUCAUCUCGCUUUACUGGCUGAGGGAGCCAGCGUUUGUCUGCAGACAGCUUCCGGGUCAUGUGGCCAGCAUGACUAAGCCGCUUCUGGCGAACCAGAGCAGUGCACGGAAACGUCGUUUACCUUCGCACCAGAGCAGUACCUAUUUGUUUACUUGCACUUUGACGUGCUUUCGAACUGCUAGGUUGGCGGGAGCAGGGACAGAGCAACGGAUUCUUCAGAUGUAGCUGGGCUACAACUCCCAUCGCCAUCCUAUAUUGAAUCAGAUCAGACAAUCAUAAAGUUGGAAGGGUCCACGAGGGUCAUCUAGCUCAACCCCUUGUAAUGCUGGAAUUUUUUGCCUGGUGUGCAGCUCAAACCGACAACCCUGACUCUUAUGCUCUAUCGGCUGAGCUAUCUGUGGUGAUGGGAGUGGGAGUCCACCAACUAUCCUUGUUAAUGCAAGGUUCUGCUUCCCAAGCACAUUUUUAGAAACGUCGCAUUUCCCUGUAGCAAAUUUCAAAACUCGGUGCACUUUUUCAAAUUUCAAAACUCAGCAACCCCAUUUCCCAAAUAUUGGAAGUAAGGCAGCAGUCCCAUGACUGGCUUUAAGCACAGCUAGACGGGGUUGGGAAGCAGUAAGAAACACAGGAUAUUGUUGAGUUUGCACUGCUUUCCAAACAGCUCACUGGAUGCAGAACAAGUGGGAGCCCAAAUCUUUUUAAGUUUAAUGUAAUUUCCUCCUGGAUCAGUGUAGUUUGGUUUCAUUACUCACAAGUUGCCAAUACUGUUAUUCAGAAAGCAGGUACUGGUAUUACUAAAUAGGUACAGUUGGAAGGAGAGAAGGUGAAGGUUUGGAUCCAUUCCACCUGGAGAGACUUCAGACCAUGUAGAUCAAACGGCUCAUCUCUCAUUUCUUCCAGUACCUGUUCCUCCUCCUGCUUCUCCCCCCUCCCCACCCCACCCUUCUACCUUAAGCAUUUGGCUGGCUCAAGAGAGUGGAGGUCUCUGUAGCAGGACCAGUGGGGCUGACAGCUCUUGACGGAGCUGUGCUGGUUUCGCUGGUUGAAAUGAUUGCUUUAGAUUGCAAGGUGAUGGCAGAUCCUCCGCAAACAGCUCUGCUGUUUCCCUGCAGGGCCCUCUUGGGGCUGCACAUUCUUCCACACUUCAGUGGAACUGCAAAGUCCAGCCAGGCUGAUGAAAGACGGAGAUAUGCUUGUGUUUAUGUUCUCAGGAUGCCAGAAAAAGAGAGGGAGAAAUAAUGAUGGAUCUUCGUUAUUGGGCUCUGCUUGUCUGGGGGGAGGGAGAGUGAGUUGGAUAGGAGGAGCAGCCAUUACAUAGGAUCCUACCACUGCCUCCACGAUGCAAUGUUGUUUAUUUGUUUGCUUAUAUAGUGGGGGUGGGGCACCAGGUGCCGGGCAGAGUACCAGAGGGCAGACCUGGGUCCCGACAGAAGAGGCAGUGGAGGAGGAAGGGUUUAAAUCCGGGUUUCCCAAAGGUGUGAGUUCAUUGACUCCCCUGAUGAGCUAGUACAGCUGUCCUUGACUCCAACCCAAAUUGUUAGCAGUGUAAGUAUGACUAUAUAAUCAACAUUUAUUCCUCAGUCUCCCUUACUGGAAUUCAUAACAAUUUAAAAAUAUGGAAUGCUGCUGGACUGUGGAAUCAUAUUGUUAAAUACAGAGGUUCCUCGCUGGCAAGGGAUGUGCGUUCUGUACAUGCCCAGUGCCCUUUAUUUCUGCAGCUUGAAGUUCCUAAUUAUUUUUGUGUUUCUUGCAGUAUAUCUCAUAAACUUAUUUUCCACCCACCCCCUGCAAAAUCCCACUGACCCCCAUGGGGUCAAUUUAGGAAACUGUGGUUUAAACAAAUAAUAUGAUUGUUUCAGUUAGUGAAGGAAUUUGGCUCUUUGGCAAGUCUGGGAUGAACACAAAUGGGCCCCUUGUUUCUCUUCUGUGUCCCCCACCUUCUGCCAGUACUUGGGAAUGGUGUGGGUCGAGCCCUGGCCAUUCGUUCUGCCUGUGGUCUUGCAUCUGAUGGGUCUGGGCAGUCCAGAGGAAGGUUGUUGCAUGCAGAAUUAGCUCUUGGUGCACAUGGAUGGGGAAGGAAUACUUAACUGGCAUUGUUGCAGAAUGACUUCGUUUUCUCAGAAAAUCAGAUUGUUCCUUUUUUGCAUUCAAGUGCCUCAGAGUGACUUACACAAUAAAAUAAAACAAUAAAGUCAGAUGAAAGCAGCAACGCACAAAAACUGAAAUGCUCAUCUGACAAUAUUUUAAAGGAGCAAGUCCUAUUCUGUACUCUACCUGGGCCACUCCCCACUUAAAAGAUGGGCAUAACAAGGAACUACCUUUCCAAUUAAAAACCCUAAGCCUGGGUAGAAAGAGGAUGUUUUUGCCUGGCACCUAAAAACAGACAGUGAUGGCGUCUGUGCUCACCUGUGCUGGUGGUGUAGAUGCACGAGUGCUUGCUAUAGAGAUGUCACCUGAGACUGAGGUCUUAACUUAAGCAUUUUAACGUCCAUGCCAGCUUCUAGGCAAAAGGGGAGAUUGCUCCUGAGCACUGCCAAAAUCCAAUCCCUCCCCCAUUAACACACAAGUCAUGGACCUGGCCAAAACAACUUCCAACGUAUUUAUUCUGGAAUCAGUUGCAGCCUUCAGAAUUCUAUGCCACAUUGUCUUUUGGAGGAUAGGGCUCUGUGGUCCCCAUUAUUAUUAUUUUUUACUUCUGCCAUGUACAGUUAGCGCUGUAAUUCUAAUAAUUCCAGAGCUUGGCUCAAACAUCCUGUCCUCUAAAAACUCCUCUCCCGUGGACGCAGUGGACAAAAGCAACACAUUCUUUGAAUAGGUUCUGGCUCAUUAUCUUACUCAAUUGAUUUCUAUUUACAGAAUGUGAGUUGGAUGCAGAAAUCUAAAUUCCUGUGCCAGACUGCCAAAGUGCCUCCACCCCCAUCCAAAAAAGGGCUCCUUUUCCUCCCCUACCGCAUCUGAUUCACCCUGCAUGUUUGAGGCCACUUUGUUCCAGUCGAGAGAGGCUUCUAGAGUCAAGGGAGUGAUCCUGUGUUUCUAGACACUGGGCCCCUGAUUCCGGAUUCUUUGUUGGAAACUAGUCUAACCGGGGCGAAGAGGGUGAAGUGGCUGCUGAGUGAUACUGAUGACUCUGGGACUUCUAAGGAGGCUCUCUAUACCCCGGCCACUGGUAGGAGGAUUAGGAGGAAAGAAGUGGAUGGGCUAGUGGUCAAUUGCAAAGGGGGCUCUGAGAUCUAAUAUGCACAUUUUAUUUGAGAAUUACCUUUUAUUCUGUGUAAUAAGAAAUUUUGGUGGAUUUGACGUUGGUUUUACUGCAUAUGUAGCAACUGCUGUGUUUUUUGAUUGUUUUGUUUUUGUUUUCCUUUCCUUUUCCUUCUUUGGAUGUUGCCGUGGUUUUUGGCUAGUGCAAUAAAAAUUCAAUAAAUUAAAUGUAGGAUUCCUUGUUGGGAAUGCCUAGCUUGUUGUGUGGCUCAUUUAGAUAAGAAUGGCACAGUACUAGUACUAACAGUGCGGUAGAAGUCAUAAUGACUUUGACUCAAGUGUCCCCCCACUGGUCUGGAAUGCAAGGAGAGGGAAUGGGGAGGCCUCAUGCAGAAUGGAAAGCAGACAGACCAUCUGCAGUAGGCUCCCACUUUUUCAGCAACACAACAAAAAGACUGUCUUUUCUCUUCUAAAUUAGGCAUCUGAAAUUAAAGUUUUGAUUGGCAGAGGGAAUCAGGAGUUAUUUACUUUAUUUUUCUCCCAUCCUAAAGGAGCCCACAGCAGCAGACAGCAAAAUGAUAAAAACAAUGCAAUAUAAAAUGAAUUCUGGGAACUUCUGAAAGCAAACCAAAUAUCCCCACAACUCAUAUUCAUAUAUUACAUUCCAUAAGCAGGGACUGCUACCAAGAAAGUAACAUGGCUGUGUUAUGGGUCAGUGCCAGCAGAGCAGCACCCAGCAGCGGAAUCAUAACAGGAUCUCUCCUUUCAGUUGUAAGGCCUGUCCCUUAGAUCCUUGGGUCCUGGGCUGUUUACAACUUUGUAUGCUAGCACUAGCACCUUGGAUGGGGCCCAGUAGUUCACUGGCAUCCAGUGCCACACUUCCAGGACUGCUAACACAUGGUCCCUCUGAAUUGCCCCACCCUCCAACCUGGCGGCUGCAUUCUGCACUAACUUCAGCUUCAAGGCCAUCUUCAAGGGUAGCCCUAUGUGGAAUGCAUUGCAGCAGUCCAGACAGGAAGUCGCUAGGAUGGUUUACCAAGGCCAAGCUAUCCUGGUCCAGGAACUGCUGUGGAUCAUACCCUUUUUGAGUAUGUUUUCUUGGCUAGAAUGUGUUAUUGAACUCUGAUGGUGCCUCUUUCUUGUCUGGAUGGUGGAUAGAGAAGGGUAUGUAUAGAAACGAGCCUCUUGUGCUAUGGGAAGUUGACUUUCUUUAUCCUGUCUGCUUUUGCCUCUGGUCCAGGCUCUCUGCCAUCACUGUGUGGCCCGCAGAAGGUUGCCUGGUCCUUGGGCUAAAAAAAGAUUUUCCACCACGUUUUUUCACAGUUGUUAUCCCUCGGUUUUUCCUUUUUGUGCUGCAUAUAUUUCAUUCUAUGCUAUAAAUGUUAAAAAUGGAAAUUUGGGGAAAUUAAAAAAAAAUGCAAUCCUGACUUAUAAAACCUAAACUUUAUUUGACAUGCAGGUGUAUCUUAGCAGUUACCACAUUUCUGUUCGCUGUAUUUAUGAAAUAUAAAUUCUUUGGUAUUUAUUUAAUCCAAGUGUUAAGAGAUACCUCCAGAGUUAUCUUUGUGCUAGUCAGUAAAGGGAGUCAAAAACAGUAAGAGCUGUUCGACAGUGGAAUUUGCUGCCAAGGAGUGUGGUGGAGUCUCCUUCUUUGGAGGUCUUUAAGCAGAGGCUUGACAACCAUAUGUCAGGAGUGCUCUGAUGGUGUUUCCUGCUUGGCAGGGGGUUGGACUCAAUGGCCCUUGUGGUCUCUUCCAACUCUAUGAUUCUAUGAUUAUAUGAUUCUAAAAAUAAAAACCAUCAAUGUUAUUGUAAACACAAAGGCUUAGGAAUUACCUUUUUUGGCUUAAAUUGCAUGCAUGGAUGGAGGAAACUCCUGUUUCUGAAGCUGCAGCUCAGAAGCAAACAUUCCAAUGAUGCAAUUAACAUAACUUGUUUAACUGCAAUGCAAUCACCUUCCUGAAGUUAAGCAGGUCUGGGUCUGGUCAGUGCCUAGAAGGGAGGCUAGGAGUAGGGCGGCUGAGGAUUUUAUUUUGGUCAGGGAGAGCACUGUCUCCAGGAAAGGAGGAAUAGAAAUUAAACUAAUCAGUUAGUUCUGAAACAGAAAGGAUUGUAUUCAGUGGGGUUCCUACUCAGAGUAAAUCCAUUGACAUUAAUGGACAUGUAUAACAUAGGUUCAUUAAUUUCAACUCUUGAAUAGAAUUAGCAUUGGAUAAACCCAAAAUACCCUACCAAGUGGUUUACACAGAAGAGAGAAUUCUUGCAGGUGCCUGGUACCACUGAAAUGCCAACUUUACCUGUUUGCCAGAUUGCAACCUAAAGAUCCUGCAAUGCCUCCACUAAUUCCAGGAGACAGAUUGCAUUUCCUUCUUUGCUGGCCUUUUUGCCCACCCUCCUCGGGCGUCCUGCCGGCCACAGUAGAGUAGCUGUAUUGGGGGUGGAGAUGGUGCUGGGGGAGGGACGAGGCACCUGUCUCUCAGGUGCUCUGCAUCUCCCAGGGCUCACUGCAGCAUCAGCAGGGCUAAAGGAGGCAUGGAAGGCCGUAGCAUGUUCACAGGAGUAUUUGCUUUUGAAACUUUUAACCUGCCCUACCUCCAGAGGAGUCCAGGGUGACAAACACUUCUUUAACAAAAAAUAGAGUUAAGAAAAAACAUACUUAAAACAUUUUAAAACAGUUAAAAAACCCAAGAACAGAUGCAACCAAAUCAUAUGUCUGGUUAGGCUUGCCGAAACAGAACAGUUUUCAGCGGAUGUCUAAAAGGUUUCAGUGAUGGUACCUGCCUGAUGCAAUGCAGGUGAUCCCACACUAAAGGAACAACUUACAAGCGCAGAACAGAUGUUUUGUGGCUCUUAUAGAAGUGCCAGUUCUGCAGGUAAUGAAGUGAUUGAGUUGGUACAUCUGGGGCAAGGCCUUGAUGCAAUAAUAGCACCUUGAACUCAGUCUGGUAGCAAACGGGCAGAUCUUGGAGUGCAGGCACAAAGAGACUCUCUCCUGUUUAGCUAAUAUGCUGCAGCAUUUUACACUAACUGCAGUUUCUGGACCAAGCGCAGUGCCUGUUAAGUGGUUCCAAUCCAGGAACAGGCACAGUUGUCUUAGCAGCAGAAGUCUGCUAAAGGCACUCCUCGCCGUGAUGAGGAGGAGGAUUAAUUGAAUCCGUAGUAACUCAGAGCAGUUCACUUGGGGCUCCAGUGACACAGCUGGACCCAGGAGCCACCCCAAAGCUGUGUAUCUGCUGCUUCAGAGGGUGUUCGUCACCCCCAUCCACUCAGGCAAUGGACCAAUUUAUUGGGAAAGAGAACCACUUGCCAGAAUUCAAGCAAAAUUUAUUUCCCCGUAUCCAUCCCACCGCGGCAUCCAGAAACUGGUCUCUCCAAUUUAGAUAAUGAGAAGCAGAGCUGAGUGUCACCAGCAUAUUGUAAAAAGGAAUAGUCUGUGAACUGGGACGCCUCCGGUUCAGAUGUCUCCAUUUACUAAGAGCUUGUUGGAUAACCUUAGGUGAGCUGAGUUCUCUAGGCCUCCUUGGUACAAUAAUUAUAGAUAAUAUUGGUCUACCUUAGAGGGCUGUUUGAAAAGAUUACUGAAACAAUGCCUGUGAGCUGGCUGUAAACACGCUCUGAAAGUGUUGUCUAACUGCUUAGUAUUUGUUUUAUAUAACCUCUUUUGCACACAGUGUGAUUUUUUUUUCUCCCUCUGGGCUCUCCCCACUCUCAUGGGAAAUUAGGCAGAGGCCAUAGAUCAGGGGUCAGCAAGGUGUUGGUCUGCCUGGGCCAGUCAAGUCCCGCAGAGAUCUCUCCGUGGGCUGGAUUGCGUGCGUGUGAUGACUCUGAGUGGGCAACUCGGUUUGGGGGCGGCUCAUGAGCUAGUUAAACUGCCCCCAUGGGCCGCAGGUUGCCGACCCCUGCUAUAGAUUGUCCACCCCUUCUUCUACAGGCUAACAGCAAGAACCCUGCCAUCAAAUUAAGCAGAAUGUGUGAAAGUUGCUGGGGCCACAAAAGUUUGCACAAGACCUCUCUUGUAGCCCCAGUUACAUAAUUUUUUGAACAGACCGAUUGAGAGACUGAAGACAGGUGGGCAAGUCUUGGCAGUAGGGUGGCACACACCAUUCAUGGUCCAUGUGCAAUAAUACUUGUGCCGAAGCUAUUCCCCCAAGAUUUAUUUCCUUAGCACCGUCUUCAGCUCCUCCUUCUCUGCCACGCCUUGUCUGAAGCAAAGGCCAGCAUGAUUCAGGUGCAUGAGGAAUAUUCUUGGAAUGCAUAUGUUGCAAGCACACACAUUUCCUCGUCCAAAGGAGCUUUGGGGGGAGGAGAGUGGCCAGGGCGGAGUUAUCUGUUGGGAAGGCACUAUAUUUACCUGGAUCCAGGUGUUGGGCUUUUCAUGAUCUGUGGAGCAGGCUUGGCCUCUGUCUCAACAAUGUCUGCUUCCCUUCUAAAUUUCAGCUAGUGCCUGGAGCCCCAGAGAGAACUGCGUGGUGUUGACCUCAGUCAGCAUGUUUCAGAGUCUACAGGAACCUCAACUCCAGUGCCCCCUUGACAUGGAGCUGGAUGGCAAGAAAAACAGCCGGGUGGAUCGAUUGGGUGAGGCUGGCUCCCUAACAGAACCCAUUCCCCACCAGCUAGGCUUCUUGCCUAUCAGCGGGAGGUUCCUCAAAUCUGAAUCGGAAGAUUCUGGUGUUGAAAUGACCAGCAACGAUCACUCUCCCUCCAGCCCGGAGGGCUCAGAGAAAAGCUUCUCUUUGGACUGUCUUGAUGGCUUCCAGCCUUCGAUGGAAGACUCUCCACCACUUUCUGCAGCUCCCUGCCAAGGCUUCCCCAAAGGUGAAGAGCAGGAGGACCUGGGUCCCAUCCAGGAUCGUGCCUACUGCCGGAAUCUCUCUGCCAGCAAGAAGUUGGCCCAGGUGGUCCAGCGGUCUCAGAAGCACCAGCUGCCUCGCCGAUCGCCCGGGCGGCUGGGUCAGAGGCCCCGUAGCCCAGUGGACUUGGAGAGCCUGAAUUCCUAUCGUUUGCACCAGGCAGCAAGCGUCGACGAGAAUGUGGAUGCUGCUGCAGGGGAAUUGAUUCCUAUGUUGUCUGGCAACAGCACCCCAGAGGAAUGGAGCCCACAAGGACAGGUAAGUGGGGAGAAACUCUGCUGUUUUAAGCCAAGCCAAGCACAGGUCCUCUUUCCCAGGAUCCUUUGCAGCAGGUUUUCCAGUUUUAAGCAUGGUUUGGCCAAAAGCUGCUCUUUUCUAGGUUCCUUUGCAGUGGGUUUUUAUUUCUGCCAAGCUGGUCUCCUGUUUGGAGAAGGAAUAGCCGUGUGCUGGGAAACAGGUCGAUAGAUGGCUGGAAAGGCGGCUUUGAUGACUGGCUGGCAGAGUUUUAGUGACCCAGGAUUGUGGGAUAGCUUGCAUCCUCUCCUGCUGUAUCCCAGUCUCUCCUCCCACUAGCUAGGUGGGGCAGUUUCGUAUGGGAAAUGCUCUCCAUUCCACCUGAUGAUGAUACCUUGCCUAAUUGCCUCUUGCUGGAAUGUGGCAAGGUCCUUGCCCUCUAAUGACAUAACAUAACGCGCACAAGCUGCUUUUUCCUGACCCGGUUUUUAGGAGGAAGGUGCUGGGACACUUGAGAACUUACUUGGCCUUCCAGUCUUGAUUCACCUGAGUUUGAGCUAGAUGCAUACAUACAUAAAAGUUACUGAAUUAGUCCAUAGACCAUAUCAAAAGAGAACAAAGUAAAAUACAUCUAAACUGCAUGUUAGAGUAUGCAAACAGUGGUUUAUGUAUCUGUGUGGUUGUUGUUGUUCCCUAAUACAGUGGUACCUCGCAAGACGAAUGCCUCGCAAGACAAAAAACUCGCUAGACGAAAGGGUUUUUUGUUUUUUGAGCUGCUUCGCAAGACGAUUUUCCCUAUGGGCUUGCUUCGCAAGACGGAAACGUCUUGCAACUUUGUUUCCUUUUUCUUAACACCGUUAAUACAGUUGCGACUUGACUUCGAGGAGCAACUCAUAGAACGCGGUGUGGUAGCCUUUUUUGAGGUUUUUAAAGACUUUGGUGAUUUUUGAAGCUUUUCCAAAACUUUCCCGACACCGUGCUUCGCAAGACGAAAAAAAUCGCAAGACGACAAAACUCGCGGAACGAAUUAAUUUCGUCUUGCGAGGCACCACUGUAUCAGAAUAAAGCUGGCAUUCCAGAAACCAAUCCUCUAGCAUGGCUGCCUCACAUAAGCCAACUUGGACUCUUGCACCCAUAAAGCUCUUCCCUAGUUCAGCUAUUGAAUCCAUCUGUUCAAAAACAGUCAGGCACAAGCUUUUUUGUACAGUGUUACCUCGGGUUACAUAGGCUUCAGGUUACAGACACCACUAACCCAGAAAUAGUACCUCGGGUUAAGAACUUUGCUUCAGGAUGAGAACAGAAAUCGCACAGCAGCAGCAUGGCGGCAGCAGGAGGCCCCAUUAGCUAAAGUGGUGCUUUCAGGUUAAGAACAGACCUCCAGAACGAAUUAACCCGAGUUCUUAACCCGAGGUACCACUGUAUUGUGGGAAAUGACAGCUAUUUUUCAUAUUUGACACUGGGGUUUUGGUCUUGCUAAGCAAUGUUGAAUAGUUUGGAUGAAAAGACAGGCCACGCCAGUUUGUGCUCCUACAUCUGAUGCCCUUUGCUUAGAGAUGUUUCCAGUUACAUUCCCAAGUGAGUUCAGUGUCUGCACUGAAAUCCAUCCUGGUGUAAUAAAUGUGAAAUUUUGAUACCACAAACUGUUCAGAGCCAGCACCAUCUGUUUCCUUAAGGCAGAUCUUGGAAAUCCUAUAUUUCUUUCCCCUUCCCCGCUCAUAAUGACUAACUCAACUUAGGUGAAAGGUCCAGGACUGACAAAAAUAAGUAUUUCUUCAUACAGUGCAUAGUUAAACUAUGGAACUUGGAUGCAACUUGGAUGGAUUCAAAAGAGGAUGAGACCCAUUAAUGGAGGAUAUGGAUAUCAGUGACUCAUGAGAGCGAUCUUCUGCUUCUGCUAUUGAAGGCAGUAUUCCCCUGAAUAUCAGAUGCUGGGAAUCACAAGCGGGGCAGGGGGGGGGCUGUUAGCCCAGGUCCUGCUUGCAGGCUUCCCAUGGGCAUCUGCUCAGCCACUGGGAGAUGAGCCUUUGGCACAAUGCUGCAGGGCUGUUUCAGGAGCUGCUUGCCUCCUCCUCCGCUUUAGACUGCUUCUCUCUGGGGCUGUUUGCUGUCUGCUGUGUACGGGAUGUGCAAGUGAGCUCAUAUCCCUGAUGGCCCAUGCUGGCUCCUUUCUUAGGUGCACGAGACUUUGCUGACCAUGCCUGGACAGGGCUUACGGUACUUGGAGCACAUUUGCCAGAUGCUGGAGAAGAUCGCCCACCUGCAGCAGGCCAACCUUCGACUUCAGCAUCAGCAGCAGAUUAUGGAGUGCCGGGUGCGGGUCCAGGAAUCUGAGAACGUGAGAGAAAGGGCUGAGGGCUGUUUAUUAGAGGGUUAUUGAAACAAGUUCAUGGUGAUUUUGAGUAAAUUUGUUGCAGGAAGGAGAUGGCAGUUCGGACAUUGGGGGCAGGAAGUGGUGGUGGGCAGAGAUGAGCUCCUUUCUUCCUUUUAAUCUAAGUUUUAUUACUUUUUGCACAUAUUUUCCAACAUAACAACUUACAAACAACAUAGCAAAUCUUUGGCUAUUAUCACCUGAGACUUCCUUCAACCCCUUCUAAUAGUUUUCUAAAUUCCGUUCUCAUUCUGAAUUGUAUUACUAUACUUAUUGCUAUAAUUCAAAUCUUACAUCCAUAUCUCAGUCAUCUUCACAAUAAUUUAUAAAAUCCUCCCUACAAAACUUCUGUAACCCUACUAGUGAUGUUAAAUAAUUACAGUUGUCUUUCAAAUAUAACAUAAAUUUCUUCCAGUCCUUCAGAAAAUCUGGUCCUGCUGGUUUUGAAUUUUCCCUGUUAAUCUCGCCAGCUCGGCAUAGUCCAUUAAUUUCGUUUGCCAAAAAGAUGAGCUGCUUUCAUGUGUUGGACUUGACUCAUCAGUGGGCCAGCAGCAGUAUGUGGGGCAGACAUUUUUUAGUGCUUUAUUUUUCUGUGGAAAAUUUUAGUUUCAUACAUUCAUUAGCAAGAAUGAACAGGAGCCAAUUGCAAAUACAGUAUUAGGCAAGUUUGGUAGUGGACUUUUUUUUUUUAAACCAAAUACAAGCAAAUAAAAAUUAGAUCUUUUUCUAUUAUCUCACAACAUCUUCUGAUGCUUAACUGAAAAUUUUGUAAUGCAAAUUACCCUAUGCAUAUUGAAAACCAACAUCACCAAUCAGCAGUAUUCACAAACACACUCUGUGAACCGAAAGGGCUCAUUUUAUUUCAUUACUUCCUUUCAAAUCACACAUAAGAAGCAGAGAGCAACAUUCCCCCCCUCCAACGACCCUGGGAGGUAGGCUGAGAGGCAGCCCAGGGGCACUUGGCAAGCUUUGUGCCUGUAGGGGAUUUGUUCUCACAGGUCAUAGCUAUGCACUCUAACCAGACUGGCUCUUUUGCAAUUGGAUCCAUAGUCCUGGGAUCACUAAUCUCCACAUUCAUUAAUCUUAGCCCCAUUUCAACUGUUGAACCUGAAAUAUGUCCCCCAGACGUGUUUCUAGAAUGGUUUUUCUUCAACUCUGGUACCAUUUUGUCUGACAGGAAGGCUUUUCUGAAGAUGUGCCAGAUGGCCCUGGGCUGAUGACACUUGAAAUGCAGGCUGAGGGUCCAGCAACCAUGGAGAAGGUGGCAGAAGAGGAGCAUCUCAAGUCGGCUGACUCCUGGCACCCCCACCACUUCCGGGCCCGCUCUGCCUCGGACACACGGGCGCUACGGAGCCCAGCUCGUAGCCUGGGUGAGCUCUUGACUCUUGGUUUGAAGGCAAGCCAUUGGCCCUGAUCCCGAGUACUAGAGUAUCUUAGCCAGAGCAUGCAAACGUUUCCAGUACUGAGGCAACAUACUCAUCCACUGUGAUCACAUGACAUAUAGGAUUCUUAUCUUUAGACCCUUUUCCCUUUUAGAAAUGUUAACAAAACAUUCUGGAUCCAGGUUCAGUUGUUUUCUGAGAAUAUUGUUGAUAGCUUUUUAAAUAAGUUAUGAAAAGGUCAGGGCUUUAACAUAAGACUACCAACAUUGGUAGUCACUUUUUUCUCUUGUGGAUAUAUGUUAAGUACUUCUUAUGAAAGGUAAAGGGACCCCUGACCGUUAGGUCCAGUCGUGAACGACUCUGGGGUUGCGGCGCUCAUCUUGCUUUACUGGCCGAGGGAGCUGGCGUAUAGCUACUUCUGGCGAACCAGAGCAGCACAUGGAAACACCAUUUACCUUCCCGCCAGAGCGGUACCUAUUUAUCUACUUGCACUUUGAUGUGCUUUCGAACUGCUAGGUUGGCAGAAGCUGGGACUGAGCAACGGGAGCUCACCCCGUCACGGGGAUACGAACCGCCGACCUUCUGAUCAGCAAGGUUUAGACCACAGCGCCACCCGCAUCCCUUAUUAAUUCUUAUUAAUCUGAGGUAAUUUACAGCUGGAGUUUGAUAACACUGAACUAUCAUUUUGAAACUAGGUUGUUUGAAACUAUUUGUUUGAAAAAGAUUGAAAGUUGUGAUGUGGUGGAGCAGAAACUUCUCAGAAAAUUCCAAGAAAUUUUCUGUUGCUACCUUUUUGUGUGUGUGAAGUUGUUUCUGUUCCUAAAAAUGCAUUGCUUCAUAAAAUUCGUCAACGUAGCAAAGGGAUAUAAUACCAGUUGAGCUGGGUAGCUUCAAAGUUGCAAUUAACUUAUUCAGAUCAGUAGAAUAAGUAUAAACAGAUUUCCAGGUCCUUCAGGUUUUUUUUAUUGGAAAUUUUAACACACAUAAGAAAAGUGAUCUGUCACACUGUACGACGUUUAGAACUGUCAUCAAGAACAAAAAUGAGUGGAGCUCUUUAGGUGUUACAUUCAGAACAGGCUCUUGGGAGAUGUCUAUCUGAGAAAAUAUAAUGAAUUUAGACAUGGAGGCAAAUUGGCAACAAGCUGAAAAGCCAGAAGGAAACAAGAUUCCACCUUCUGAUUAAACACAUUCUCAAAUGAGACUGAGCCUUGAUUCAGGCAGUCCUUUUAGCACACUGGGUUCAUGAAGUGCUCUCUUCACUGUUAAAUUAUGUUCCAGUGUGAUGUAGUGGUUAGAGCAGGGGUAGUCAACCUUUUUAUACCUACUGCCCACUAAUGCAUCUUUCUUGAUGGUAAAAUUUCCUUACUGCCCACCGGUGCUCGAUGGAUGGAGGAUUCAGCUUGGGCCGUAGAACCUACUACCGUCCACCUAGAAUCCUGAAGCGCCCACUAGUGGGCGGUAGGGACCAGGUUGACAACCCCUGGAUUAGAGGGUUGGACCAUUGGAUGUACCUCACUGGAUGACCAUAAGCUACUCCUAGUCUCUCGGCCUAACCUCCCUCACAGGGCCGCUGUGAGGCUAAAAUGAGAAGGAAGAGAACCAUAUCUGCUACCUUGAGCUCCUUGGAGGAAAGGUGGGGAUAUAAAUGUAAUAAAUAAAUUAAAAACAGGAUGCUGGACUAGAUGGGCCUUUGGUCAGAUGGUCAGAUCCAGCAGGGCUAUUCUUAUGUUCUUAUGAUUUGAUUGUGUUGGGCUAACAUACACUUCUGCUGCCAUAGGGAACAAGGAUGGUUGCCCUCAGAAGUCAACAGCCCACUCUGCCAGUUCUCCCAGUUUGCUGGAUCAGCUAGAUGGGGGCUCACACACCUUGCCACCAGGCAUGAAGCUCAAGGUAGGUCUGCCAUGUUCCAUGGGGAGGGGGGGAAUAAAAAAACUUGCCAUGUGUAGGAUUUGAAUUAAAUCUGGAGAGGUGUGACUGAUGGCACAAAGAGGCAGUGUGGUAUAGUGUCUAGACUCUAGAGCGUGGGUAGCCAGGGUGGUGCCCUCCAGAUGUUGGUGGACUCUCUGACUCCAUCAGCCCCAGGGUCAGGGUCAGGGUCAGGGGUAGGAUGGGUGAUGUAGUCCAGCAACAUCUGGAAGGCAUUGUGUUGGCUGUCUCUGGGUUAGAGUGCUGAAUUUCCACUGGGGAGACCUCAGUUUGAAUCCUCACUCAGCCAUGAAAUUCACUGGGCGAUCUUGAGCCACUUACAUGUAUGUGUGAUUGGCUUAAUCUACCUCACAGGAUUGAGACCUAAAUUUAAAAAUUGCAGGGGGGGGGGGGAGAGAGAGGACCAUGUCUCCCACCUUGAGCUCCUCCAAGACAAGAUAAAAAUGUCAGAAAUAAUAUAAGCAAGGCUACAUCAUUUUACUUAAAAAACUUCGUUGUACAGUACUUUUGAGUACUAUGGUAGAAUUUUUUUUUUGUAAGAAUAAAUUACAAUCAUAUUCUAUGGUAACUUGUUCUAUGAGAAGGUGGGGAACACUAUUCCAUAGUUCCAUUCUUAAAAAAAAAUCAGGAAGAGUUUAUCAUGAGGGUUUCCACCACCUUCCUUUGAAAAAUGGAUGACUAGCACAUGCCAUUCCCCCCCCCCCGAACUGUGGAAAGCAGUUGCUGUUCUUGCCCUUCCAUGCAUCUUUCAGAGGAAGAGGAGCCCCCAUAAGCCUUACACACCAGCCAGUUCAUGGUGGUCUUCUGGAGAAGUCUUCUUGACCUCCCCACCUCACAUUCAUUUAGUUUAUGUGUGAACGAAGGCUAGUGGUGCCAGUAAUUUGGAAUGACAUUCCUUUCAAAAUUAGGUGUCUGAUUUCAGCUACACAUCUGAUAUUUCAUUGCCAAGCAUUUUUAGAAAAUCAGUUUGAUUCAGUGUUGGUCAUUUGUUUUUGUUUAUUAAAUGUUAUAAUUAUUUUGAUGAUUUUUUUGUACACUGCCAUAGUAUAUUGUUUUCAUAAGUUGGAAGUUUAAAAUAAAUUGGAGCUAAAUUUUGCUGGGGAGCAGGGGGAAGGUGGUUGGAAGGGCAACAAUCCCCCUCAUUGUAAACAUGGAAAGAUCUACCCUGAGUUUGGUCAAGUUAAGUACAUCAGGGUGACAUAAAAGAUUUUAAUGCAAGUCAGUUUGCCCUUAAGUGACACCAGCCCAUGUUCUCUGAGGUCUGCCCUCACCAUGCGGUCAGAAGACACUUUUUGACAAACUCCAAAAGGUGUUAAAGGCCCAGAUGUGGGCUCAUGGCCUCUGAGGACCAGUUGCUAAGCAACAGCAUUGGGAGGGUCCUGGGCUUCCCAAGAGGCAUCUGAUCGGCCGUUGUGGGAAACAGGACUAGAUGGAACUUUGGUCUGAUCCUGCAGUCAGACUCUUCUUACGUUUUUACAUAAAUAGGGUUUAGGACCUGAUGAUUAUUCACUCCCACCUUUCCUCUUAAAGGAGCCCAAGACAACAAACUACAAGAACCUCCAAAAACUUGUCCUCAAAGCUUAUAAACUUUCAAGGUUUCCACGAACAGUAUCUUUCAGAAAUCAAAUUCCUGAAUUGUUUCAAAUAGGGAUGUUUUAAAUUCCCCCAUAAUGUUAACAAUGAGGGAAGGUGCAAUGUACUGAAGUUCUCACCCUGGGGCAGCAGGGGGAUACUGUAGAUAGUUUUCACUCAGGUCCACAUAUGCAAAUAAGGGAUUGAAAGUGACGUUCAGUGAUUGGAUAGUUACAGAAAGUGGUUACUGUUGCGUUCUAGUGGAGCUCUAUAUAAACAGGCUAGCUGAACCCUUCAGUUCAGUUCACUUCUGGCCUGUGAAUAAACAAGAGCUGAUUGAAGAAUCGCUGUGUCAUCUGAUAUGUUCACCCACAACUUAACAGAAGGCACACUUGAGGGAGAGAGUGAGAGAGGAGGUGUUCCACCACCAAAAAGGCACUGUCGCAUGGCUCAGCACCAACUGGGUAGCACUCAGGUCACCCACAGGUGAUCUAUAAUCCUCUUGGCAGCAGACACAGGACUAACAGUAAAAUGGCAAAGAAGGGAUCAAAGAUUCCUGGCUGUUGGUUUCAUUUCUGCGAUGUUGGGAUUAUGGCUGGUAUAAAUGUCAUGUACCCUGGGAUAGACCCAGUCUCUCCACAUUGUGUCCUCUUUCUCUCAGGACCACUCUCACUGGGGCAAAGUCAAAGGGCUGAUCAGCAGGAUUACGAGGAAAUCUGUGCGGGCCAAUGAACCCAUCUCAUCUGGUGAGCCUGCCCCCAGCAGCAGUCAGUGUAGGUAAGAUGACGAUGAUGAUGAUUAAAAAAAUUGUAUGCCACUCAUCUGACUGGGUUGCUGUGGCUGUUUAUGGCGUGAUAGCUGCUAUAAACUGCCAUGACCUCCCUGCCAAUUUGGAUACAAUAAAGGAACUGGAGGCCCCUCGACUGUCCUCGGGUCCAGUAUUGGACCACUUCGACCGGAUAUCCCCAGCCGAUGUGGACAGACUCCUCCGAGCUGGAAAGCCCACCACCUGUCCUCUCGACCCGUGCCCGUCUUGGCUGAUUAGAGCGUGUCCAGACGAGGUGCGGGCCCUCCUGGGGAUAUCAUCAAUUUGUCCCUUGGCGUCGGGCCAUUCCCAGGGGACCUGAAGGAGGCAGUGGUGCGCCCGCUCUUAAAGAAAACAUCAUUAGAUCCUUUAGAUCUAUCCAAUUACUGCCCGGUUUCGAAUCUUCCGUUCCUGGGUAAGGUGAUUGAGAGAGCGGUUGCUGAACAGCUUGGUGGGUUUCUGGAUGAAACAUCGGCUCUGGAUCCAUUCCAGUCCGGCUUCCGCGCUGGUCAUGGGACCGAGACGGCUCUGGUCGCCCUAACAGAUGAUCUUUGUAGACAGCUGGAUCGAGGCGGGUCGGGGCUGCUGAUUCUUCUAGAUCUGUCAGCAGCUUUCGACAUGGUCGAUCACGAACUUCUGGACCACCGCCUUGCCGACGUCGGGAUCCAGGGCACAGUCCUUCAAUGGCUGCGCUCGGUUCUCUCUGGUCGGGGACAGAGGGUGGCGCUUGGGGGGGAAUUGUCAUCGCGCCACUCCUUGGUGUGUGGAGUACCUCAGGGUGCGAUACUCUCCCUGAUGCUUUUCAACAUCUUUAUGCGCCCCCUCGCCCAGCUUGUUCGGAGUUUUGGGCUGGGUUGCCAUCAGUAUGCCGAUGACACCCAACUCUAUCUGUUGAUGGAUGGCCAUCCUGACUCGGCCCCAGACACACUGACCAGAUGUUUGGAAGCUGUGGGAGCCGGUUGAAGCUAAAUCCUUCGAAGACAGAGGUCCUGUGGCUGGGACGGGGCGAUAUGGGAUUGGGGGGGCAACUCCCAUCUCUUGCGGGGGCGCAAUUAGUGCCAGCACCGUCCGUUAAGAGUUUGGGUGUAAUCUUCGACACCUCCCUUUCCAUGGAGGCGCAGAUUGCAGCUAUAACAAAGGCGGCAUUUUUCCAUCUCCGCCAAGCUAAGCAGUUGGCUCCUUACCUCUCUCGCCCUGACCUAGCCACUGUGAUCCACGCGACGGUCACCUCCAGACUGGAUUAUUGUAACUCGCUCUACGUGGGGCUGCCCUUGAGACUGACCCAGAAAUUCCAGCGGGUGCAGAAUGCUGCAGCGAGACUCCUUACGAGGUCUUCACUGCGAGAUCACAUUCACCCGGUGCUAUACCAGCUGCACUGGCUCCCGGUGGAGUACAGGAUCAGGUUUAAGGUGCUGGUUUUAACCUUUAAAGCCCUAUACGGCCUAGGACCCUCGUACCUACGGGACCGCCUCUCCUGGUAUGCCCCACAGAGAAACUUACGGUCUUCAAAUAAAAACAUCUUGAAGGUCCCAGGCCACAGAGAAGUUAGGCUGGCCUCAACUAGGUCCAGGGCUUUUUCGGCUGUGACUCCGAUCUGGUGGAACACUCUGUCACAAGAGACCAGGGCCCUGCGAGACUUGACAUCUUUCCGCAGGGCCUGCAAGACAGAGCUGUUCUACCAGGCCUUUGGCCAGGGCACAGCCUGACUCCCUCCCUCGGCAAUCUUCGCGGAGCUCUGGCCCAAUGGUUGCCAGUGGCUUGAAUUAAUUAAUUUUAUAAUGAAUGAUUUUAGAGUGUUGUUUAUGCUGUACUUUUAUACUGUUUUAUUGUUGUUAGCCGCCCUGAGCCCAGCUUCGGCUGGGGAGGGCGGGAUAUACAUAAAAUUUAUUAUUACUAUUAUUAUUUGCCCAGCACGCUUCUGACCAGGCCUUUAACAGAGUUGAAAUACAGUCUGCAGUGAAGCAUGAGGAAAUUGGCCCCUAGUCUUGAUUGAUGACCAACACAGAAUUGUUCUAGGCAGAUUACUUUAUUGCCUGUCAUCAAGCUUAAUGGUUGCUGUUUACAGAGAUUGCUGUGGAUUCCCACAGCGACAGAUUGGCUUGCAUCCUCUCAGCAGAUCAAAACCAAAAGUCUCUCUUAGUCACACUCACAUAACGUACUGCACAUGUCCAUGACUUCACUGUCUUAUCUUUGAACCUGUGUAAACAAUCCAGCUUCACAGCCAGAGUUUCAUCUUAAAUGCAGAAACUCAUGAAGACAUUGUUCUGAAAACGAAUGACCAAGUACCCCCAACAGUUGCCCAGCCACUCUGGGCUCCCAAGAAAAAAUAGUAAAAACACAACACUUUGCUACUUUUGGGGUGUGCCACUGGGGACUCCCCAGUCAGACUUGGUGUGGUGGUAUUGGGAAUGAGCCCAGUCUUCCAGCUCUUAUAUAUUACAUUGAGAAAAUGUGUUUGUUAAAAGUGGAGCUCAUAUUUCCAGCUGCCUCAUGCGCAGGGAAAGAAACUUUUACUAACGCCAGGUAAUUUGGAUAUUGUAGCAACCUGUGUUGCAAGCAACCUAUUGAGUGGGUGCCUCCUAUCAGAUCUCCCUCAUCCCUUUUUAUUUUCCUUACAGAACAUAUACCAUAUUGGACAAAGAAGAAUCCCAACCCAGGUGGCGUUUCCUCCCCACUCUGGGUGCAAAAAAGCACAGAUCGAAACACCUUUCCAUGCGGUGAGCCACAGGUUCUCUUGGAGGCAUGACAGGUCUGGGGCCCCCAAGUCAGUGCUGUCAUGCACAUGGACUGUUCUUCCCUUCCCUGUGAGCUUGUUGGGAGCCGAAAUGCUCCACCCAUUUUGACGGUGAGCUUCAAAUCCCCCUCCAGUGGAAGAGAGAAGAGACUUUCAGAUAAAGAAUGGAGACACAAAAGCUCCACCUAGCAAAAUGAUUCUCUUCUAUGAAACCUUUCCAACCAAGUGGAAACAUAACUGCUCACUGCAAGCCACAGUCUGCAAAUUCGAAGCCAGCCUUGUGAGCAAAUGCUUCCUCCUCUUGCAAUUUACCCCUUCUGUCCUGUUUUAUUGUUUUCACAUUACAUAUGCACCAGUGCAGUAACGUAAACUAUGCAUCAACGUGGGCUUUGUAAACCAAGGUUAGGAGGGGACCUGGUAUAAAUUAACCAUGAUUUGUAUCAGCACAUAUAUUGUAUUGUGUUGGGUCUCUAUUUACAAACCACAGUCUACAGAGAGCCAGUUUUACAUUGGCACAUAGCCUCAUUUUCUUUAGCCUGCCCUUCUUUUUAUUUUUAUACACUGUCUUCGGGACAGAUCUCUCUGAGGCUGGCCCUCUGGAGAACACAGGUUUUAGGUCUGUCUCAUACACACCACCAAACAUCACCAUAUUCCGUGUUAGAAAGAUCCUUUCCCAUCAUUGCCAACUCUCCUAAGAUUUUAGGCUGCUGUCUCAUUGAUUAGGAGCAUGGGCAUAAAAUCUCAUGUGCGUGGUUACUAGGUGAGGACGAUGGCUCUGAGGAGAAGAGAGGACCUCACUCCUCCCAGUCUUCACUAGGAAAUCCCUGCAUGGCAGAAUGUGAAAUAACUUAUUGACCCUGCCUUUAAUUAUGAUUUUCCUUAUGAAACAAAUGAUUGACACUCCACAUAUUUUUGUAUGUGCUCACAUACAGCUAUAUAACUUCACAUUUGGAGUGAGCCCUGUAUAUAUUUAUAUGGCCUAAUGGUCACGCAUGUAUGUGUAUAUAGAUGGAAAUUGAUAUAUUCACAAGUUAUAUAAAAGUGAGGAAAAUAAAACUAUUUGCAGACUUUUUU